Molecule: messenger RNA, 2960 nt
Organism: Paramuricea clavata
Lineage: Eukaryota; Metazoa; Cnidaria; Anthozoa; Malacalcyonacea; Plexauridae
Source: the annotation of a GenBank genome assembly
AUGGAACUAGACACAGGAUCGGCCGUGUCCAUUUUGCCAUAUGACAUGUUCUUGGAAAGAUUUCGCGACAAGAAAUUAGAGAAAACAACCACCGUACUAAAGACCUAUACUGGUGAACUGAUCGUUCCAGUUGGUUGCCUUACCAUGCAAGUUGAAUACUUAGAUCAGUCAUGUCAAUUGCCAUUCCAUGUAGUCCAGAGUAAGGGUCCAGUGUUAAUGGGUCGAGAUUGGCUUCACAAGCUUCGCCUCGACUGGAAAACCAUUAAGUUGUUGAAAUCCUCAGAUUCCAGCCAUAGAAACCCUGGCACGACUACACAGGAGCAGCUGAAAAACCUAUUGGAUACGUAUGCAGAGGUUUUUGAAGACAAGCUGGGAACUUUCAAAUCUGCCAAAGCAAGGAUAACCCUCAAAGAAGGUAGUCAACCACAGUUUCGCAAAGCUCGUCAGGUCCCACAUUCCUUACGACCGAAAGUGGAGGAAGAACUGAAGAGACUUCAGAGCGUAUAUUGCUGAAAAUAGAGUGGAGUGAUUUUGUCGAAGGUAGAGUGGAUUUUGUCGAAAGUAGAGUGGAGUGAUUGGGCGACACCGAUUGUACCAGUGCCGAAACAAGAUGGUUCAGUCCGUAUUUGUGGUGACUUCAAAGGUACUAUUAACCCAACACUACAAGCAGAACAGUAUCCUCUGCCUGGAAUCGAAGAUAUCUUUGCCCAUUUAGCUGGUGGGAAAAAGUUUUCCAAGAUCGACCUCCGCCAAGCUUACCAUCAGAUUGAGCUGGAUGAAGAAUCCAAGAAGUACCUUACAAUUAAUACGUCCAUGGGCUUGUUUCAAUACAAUCGAUUGGUGUCUGGUAUUACCUCAGCUCCCGCCAUUUGGCAGCGUACCAUGGAUCAGAUUCUGGAAGGAACUUCUGGUAUUAGUUGUAUCCUAGAUGAUAUGAUUGUGACGGGUAAAAGUGACGCAGAGCAUAUGGCUAACCUGGAGGAGGUCCUUCGACGGCUGCACCACCAUGGGUUAAGAGUCAAUAAAUCGAAGUGUGAGUUCUUCAAAGAAAAGAUCACGUUCUGUGGCCACGACAUUAAUAGUGAAGGCCUGCACAAGACCACCGACAAGACAGCUGCAAUGGUGAAUGCCCCUCGCCCCCAGAGUGUUGCAGAGGUACGCUCCUUCCUGGGAUUGGUGAAUUAUUACCACAAAUUCCUGCCAAACCUUGCUACAAUCCUGCAUCCAUUGAACCAAAUGCUGGAAAGUAACUACCAAUGGAAUUGGACAGAUCAAUGCGAAGAAUCCUCUUGCAAAGUUAAAGCAAUGAUUGUUUCAGAUCUGGUGCUUACACAUUAUGAUCCUAACCUUCCCUUACAACUGGCUUGUGAUGCUUUACCUGUAGGAAUUGGAGCGGUACUGUCCCAUGUCAUGACAGACGGCACAGAGCGCCCGAUGGCGUUUGCAUCGAGAUCCCUGUCGCAGGCGAACCGCAACUACGCACAGAUAGAUAAAGAAGCACUGGCUACAGUGUGGGGAGUCAAGAAAUUCCACAAUUACCUUUUCGGUAGGAACUUUACCUUACUGACUGAUCAUGAGCCUCUCAUUUCAAUCUUUCAUCACAGCAAAAGCCUUCCUGUUGUCACUGCUGCUAGAUUACAACGCUACGCUUUGUUCUUGGCGGGUUUUGACUAUACAAUUAGAUACAAGAACACUAAGUUACACGGGAAUGUGGAUGGUUUGUCUCGAUUACCCUUGCAUAGUGAGACAACAGAAGAAGAGCCAGAUCCAGUGGACCUCUUCUAUGCCACGCAGUUUGAGCCUUUGCCAGUCACAGUAGAACAGGUCAAACGAGAAACACAGAGAGAUCCUCUAUUGGUGAAGGUCCAUGAGUUGGUUAUGAAAGGAUGGUCCACCCCACAAGAUGAAGCGAUUAAACCGUUUUACCAGCGGAAAUACGAACUGACAGUUCAAUGUGGUGUCCUAAUGCUUGGACACAGAGCAGUCAUUCCUGCAAAGUUACGUAAUAAAGUGUUAACCGAGCUUCACGAAGGUCACCUCGGUAUUGUUAAAAUGAAGUCUCUGGCGCGAAGUUACAUCUGUUGGUCCAAAAUUGAUAAGGACAUUGAGCACCUAGCCAAGAGCUGCCCUGGUUGUCAACUUCAACAGAAUGAAGCCGGCAAAGUACCACUACACCCUUGGGAAUGGCCAACCACACCUUGGCAGAGAAUCCAUUUAGAUUUUGCUGGGCCGUUCCUAGGACGAAUGUUCCUUAUCAUUGUAGAUGCACACUCGAAGUGGCCUGAAGUGGAAAUAAUGCCAUCCACCACAUCGACGCAGACCAUUGACCGACUCCGAACUAUUUUUGCCCGAUAUGGAGUGCCAGCACAGGUGGUGACCGACAAUGGUCCACAAUUUACAUCCGCAGAGUUCCAACUAUUUUGGAAGACUAAUGGUAUCAAGCAUAUUACCACGGCCCCAUUCCACCCUGCAACCAACGGUCAAGCGGAACGUUUUGUUCAGAGUUUCAAACAUGCUAUGAAAUGCGAGAAACAAAGUUCCUUUUGGCUUACCGGAAUACCCCGCAUUCGACGACUGGAGAAUCACCGUCCGUGUUGUUUUUGGGCAGACCGCUACGGACUCGCCUCGAUUUGGUGAAACCUGAUUUACCAAGGAAAGUGAUGAACAGGCAAAUCGAUCAAGCGGGGAGGAAAGGACAUUCCCCCACACGUCAGUUAUCCAUCGGUCAGACUGUCAUGGCACGUAACUACAGUCGGAAAGACAAGUGGCUACCAGGCAUAGUUCGAGCUCAAACGGGACCCCUUUCGUACGAGAUAAAAGUUAGUCCAAAUCGAAUUUGGCGACGUCACAUCGACCAGCUUCGAGCCUCGAGUGUGAAAGUAAAUGACCAGAGUGAUGAUACGGCUGAACCUCAUCCAGAGCUCGGAGAGACUGGCCAGAAUAUUGCACCAGCAGAAUAA